AUGGCCUACACCCCUCGGCUGGUUUCUAUCGGCCCUUUUCAUCACCGCAGUGAAGAGUUGAAGGACAUGGACAUACAAAAAUUCCUAAUUUUGAAGAAUUUCUGUAAUCGUACUGGGAAGAGCAUCGAGGAACUUAAAGGCCGCAUCAUUAGGCCCGAAUUAGAAAUGGAAAUCCGCAGAUGCUAUUCAGAGAUACUCAGCAGUGAAGGGUUUAUAAACAUGAUUCUACUGGAUGCUAUCUUUAUACUUGAGCUCUUCCGCAGGAAAUCUGAAAAAGAUUCUGGAAGCUCAAAGCCUCAUGAAGAAGAUUCUGAAAACUCAAAGGCUCGUGAAAAAGAUUCUGAAAACUCAAAGGCUCAUUAUCAGAUAGAUUAUAUAUUAAACCGGCCGUGCAUGGAAUUCAGCAUACGGCAUGACCUGCUUCUACUUGAGAAUCAGAUCCCUUUCUUUGUUCUUGAGGAGUUAUACGGUCACUUAAUAUACCAACAUGCGGAACCCAAUAUAGAAGAAAAGACUGAUCUUCUUGAGCUCUCUCGUGGGUUUUUUGGCGAUCUCUAUUACGGUAGGAAGCCAAGCCCAAGCUCGCCAAAGCCCGACGUUGAAGUAAAGCAUUUCACAGAUUUGCUUCACGAGGCAGGAUUGAAAUUCACUACGCCAGAUCCAGACACAUAUAAUUUACUUGAUAUAAAGUUGCGGGACAAUUACUGCUUAGAAACGUGCCCGUGCUUCAAUCUCUCAUGGCUCUUGUCUUGCUUACCCUUCCUGAAAAGCGAUUGCUUGGAACGCCGUGUGCAACGUUGCUUGGAAGUCCCACCCCUUUGUGUUGACGACUAUACCGAAGAUCUUUUCCGAAACCUGAAUGCCUUGGAGCAGUGCCUUUAUCCAGAUGAAACUUACAUCUGCGAUUACAUUGUGCUGCUGGAUGAUCUUAUGAUCACAACUGAAGCAGAUGUAAUGUUGCUUGUUGAAAACAAGAUCAUUGAUAACAAUUUAGGUUCCAGCCCGUUUAACAACCUCGGCCUGGAGAUUGGACUCCCUCAAAAUUCCCAUUACGACAAGCUCUGUCAAGAGCUUAAUUAUUACUACGAUAACAUUUGGAAUCGUCUGGCCGUGGGAACCUUGACGAGGGUGAAUUUCACAGACUUUUUUAAAGGCACUGCUACUGUUGUUGGAACUGUUGUCCUGGUUCUCACACCGGAAUUUCCUGAGGCUCCUUAG
Molecule: messenger RNA, 1218 nt
Organism: Juglans regia (Persian walnut)
Lineage: Eukaryota; Viridiplantae; Streptophyta; Magnoliopsida; Fagales; Juglandaceae
Product: UPF0481 protein At3g47200-like
Exons: 2
Coding region: 1-1218 (405 amino acids)
Source: RefSeq, a predicted model, not a curated record